Messenger RNA from Leptinotarsa decemlineata (Colorado potato beetle), 591 nucleotides. Its product is annotated as membrane-bound alkaline phosphatase-like. The record is from RefSeq and is a predicted model, not a curated record. Gene Ontology annotation, molecular function: alkaline phosphatase activity. NCBI's taxonomy places the organism in Eukaryota, Metazoa, Arthropoda, Insecta, Coleoptera, Chrysomelidae. Gene Ontology annotation, biological process: dephosphorylation.
AGAGUGAAGGUGAAACAAGAGUGGUUCAACCAUAGUCGGUUCAGUUUGUGUAUUGAUAUCCACUUGACACACUGAAAUGUAAAAAAAUUGUUCUGGAGGUCUGAGAAAAAAUUGCAUUGACCGCAAAAAUUGGUGGGAGUAAUAUAUUUGCGUCGAUAUAAAUGAUUUAACUUCAGGCAGCACCGGUUUCGAUGUUGAUUCGGAAUUAAAUACAUUCGUCGCUGUUUAAUUUUUAUAAUGUUAAUCUACCUCUUGAUUUUUGGUGUGUGUGUGGGAGUGAUGCUGUCCCAUCCAGCUUUACUGUCUGAUGACGAAGAUGCAGAAAUAUUGGCCUAUAACAACAAACUGGUUAGAAAUAAGACUCAGGAAGAAAUGCAAGAAGAAACUCUGAAAGAAUUUUGGAACAAGAACGCAGCAAUGUUUGUGAGAGACAAACUUUUCAGAAAGAACAAUGAAAAUACAGCUAAGAAUGUUAUAUUAUUCCUUGGUGACGGAAUGUCAAUCCCAACUAUAGCUGCUACAAGAGUUUAUAUAGGAGGAGAAGAAAAACAGCUUUCCUUUGAAAAAUUCCCAUACACAGGACUAUCUAAG